AUGGUUAUACAUCCACAUGAGUGGGACUUUACCCACACUCAGUGGAGAGGUUUAGUUAAUGCUGGUGUAGUAGCAUCUGCAGUCUCAUUUGCAGCCAAUAGUUGUGUUUUAUUGAUACAUGGCAUCAUAAGCUAUUAUCGGCAUGCUAUUGUCAAUCGACUCUCACUACGUAUGAUCGCCUUAUCUUGUGUUUUUAAUAUGAUUUAUUGCGCAUGUCAAUUAGCUACUGAUAAUACAGCUGCUAUAUCUCAUAAUUGUUAUGUUAUGACUUUUGUGCUAGUAUCAUCGGAUGCAAUGGCCUGUAUGUGUUUAACAAUGGUUGGCUUAAACUUGGUCAUGAUAUUUGUGCUAAAGACAGCUCGAUCGCUGAAAAUAGAAAUUUGCUAUUAUAUUUUGAUUGCUGUUGUUGGCAUAUUAGUGUCUACUAUUCCCUAUAUUUAUGGACCUAAACCAAUUCCACAGGAAAACUUUGAUGAACAUAUAUCAUGCUGGUAUUAUUUUUAUUUUGAUGGACGAAUGACUAGAGUAUUUAACUGGUUGUGGUAUUAUUCUUGGUUACUAUUUUCUCUUGGUAUUGCUGCAUUAUGUACUGCAAUUUCUAUAAGAUUUGUUAUAAAAAAACAAAAGAACUUUAAUGGAGCGCUAGAUAUAUUUACACAAAGGAAACGGAAUACAAACGAAAUUUCGACAGCGGCUAUAAUUAAAAAAUAUGCAGCUAAUAAUACAAAUAUAUUUCAGAAAAUUGCCUUACGAUGUAUAUUUUAUCCUUUAGUUCCACUUAUAUCAAAGUCUUGGGGUGUGGGUAUUGAAAUUGCAGCAGCUAGAGAGGCAUACAUACCUUAUGUAAUUUUUGUGUUUGAUCGUGUCUUUUCUUGUUUACUUGGAUUUCUAUUUAAGAUACGAUAUGUUCAUGAUUACUUUUGCCUUCAGUACCAACCUGAUCCUAAUUUCAAAGCAAUGUCGCAAUACCCUUGCAUCCUAAAGGCUACACCUCUAUUGCAUCAUUCCAACUCUAUUUCUAAAUUUAUGCAAGCAGUAAAUCAUACAUACUUUGGUCAUGAUUUGGAUAAUGAGCAAAAUACUUUUCACAAAGAGGAUAGAUCAGCUACUUCUCUUCGUAGUUCUCAGGAAAUUGUCAUUCAUAGAACAUCUGAAAGUUCUCAGCCAGAGCAAGGUGUGCCAAUUAUGUCGCUGCAACAAAAGAAUAAUUCAGGAGAGAUUACACAUUAUAAUAUUAUUUAUGUUGUUUCUAUUGACGGGAAGGCCUUUUCACCUAACGAAAAUAAAGAUAACCGCCAUCUUCUUACUUCCAUUCCUAUGCGUCGUGUAAGUAGCAGUAGCAUGGAU
Messenger RNA from Cokeromyces recurvatus, 1347 nucleotides. RefSeq lists its product as uncharacterized. The annotation marks the transcript as partial. The record is from RefSeq and is a predicted model, not a curated record. Gene Ontology annotation, molecular function: G protein-coupled receptor activity. Gene Ontology annotation, cellular component: plasma membrane. NCBI's taxonomy places the organism in Eukaryota, Fungi, Mucoromycota, Mucoromycetes, Mucorales, Mucoraceae. Gene Ontology annotation, biological process: adenylate cyclase-activating G protein-coupled receptor signaling pathway. The transcript has 5 exons.